GACCAACUCACUUCCAAAUGGAGCCACAUCAACAAAAAAGUACGAAAGUUUAUGGGAGUAUACGAGGAAUGCUCCCGGUCCCGGAGGAGCGGCAUGAACGACGCCGAUGUUCUCCGGCUUGCCACGACCCGGUAUCAAGACGACGGGAACCAAGGCAAGGUGCCCAUCGAUCUUUGGGGGAUUUUGAGUCGUUCCCCGAAGUGGCAACAACUCAACAAUCCCGACGGCGGAUCAUUGCGGAAAAGAUCCACCGUCGCCGCUGAGGUUGAGGUCGACGAGACUAUCGGUUCUACCGAUCAAAUCCCUCCCUUCAACGUUGCGGAUUCCGAUGACGAGGACCCCAUUCCACUGCCGAUCGGAAGAAAGAAGGCAAAAUCCAUUGCCUCUGGUUCGGGAGGGUCCGCCUCUGUUUUCGCUUCUCCCCGCGACGAAAUCGGCCGGGCAAUGAUUGAACAACUUCGGGCGUUCAAUCUCCAAGAACAAGAGAGGUUGAAGCUUAAAGAGAAGGAGUUGAAGCUAAAGAAGCAGGAGGCCGAGAUGAAAGUCAUGCAAACCGACCCCGGGACCUAUGCCCCGCCACUUGCCGCCACCGGCCGCCGCGGCCAUCCCUCCUCCGCCGCCGCUUCCUCCCGGAAGCCGCAACAAGGAGAUCGAAUGAUCCUACCGGAAUCUUGCGCCGAUGACUUUGCCGCCGCCGCUGCCGCCGCCACGGACGACAGCAGCAAGCUCAAGAGAAUUAUGCACCGGGAAAUCGAGCGGCAGCGCCGCCAAGAAAUGGCCACCCUCUACGCUUCCCUCCGCUCUCUCCUCCCUCUCGAAUACGUAAAGGGAAAGCGCUCUACAUCCGAUCACAUGCACGAGGCGUUGAAUUACAUAAAACAGAUGCAGAAAAACGUUCAGGAUUUGGGGAGGAAGAGGGAGAGGCUAAAGACGGCGGCGGCCGCGGCGGCAAUUCGGAGUCCUUGUCGUGGUUCUGAGAAGAAGGGGGGAAGCUCAUCAGCAGAUAAGACCCGAGCCGCGGGGAAUUUCGUAUCGGUCAGCGGUUGCCGGAACGGGGUUGAGGUUCUGAUCAACUGUGACGCCGGCGGCGGCGGCGGCGAGAGGGGAGGAUUUGCACUGUCGAGAGUGGUGGGGACGCUGCAAAAGGAAGGGGUUGAUGUGGUCAGCUGCGGUUCUACUAGGGCUGAUAAUAGGUUGCUUCAUUGCCUUCAGUCCCAGGUUAGUUAUGAGGAGAAAGGGAUUGAUCUCCAGGCGUUGCAGAAAAAACUGAACGACGUUAUCAAUUUAUAGAAAACUCAAAGGUUGCAUUGUUUUUUUCAUGAUCAAUUCCUAUUAUAUAUCUUCUUAAUUAAUAUAUAAAAUUGUCAGCAUUGAUUGAUAAUUUAAUUUUCUCUGUGAUCUGAAUUUGCUGCAAGUGUAGAAGCUAAUAAGCAUUGAUGUGUCACACUCUUGGGCGUUUUCUUUUUUUGUGGGGAGAAUUUUUUGGAACAUAGAAAAUAAAUGUUGAGUGUUUAC
Molecule: messenger RNA, 1515 nt
Organism: Cuscuta campestris
Lineage: Eukaryota; Viridiplantae; Streptophyta; Magnoliopsida; Solanales; Convolvulaceae
Source: the annotation of a GenBank genome assembly